AAGGGGAAGAGCACGGUGGUGUGGUUUCACUGUGUUUCUGUUCCUCUCCACCGCUUUUCUCUCUCUGUCUUUUGGACCCCAUCUUCUGUGAGGCAGGAAUUUAUCAUUUUUUCCAAUAAGGAGCAGGGCCUGGACCUGCGGCAGUAGUCAGCAGUCAUGAACUGGUCGGCGCUGGAGGCUCUCCUGAGCGGGGUCAACAAGUACUCCACCGCCUUCGGCCGCGUCUGGCUCUCCAUGGUCUUCGUCUUCCGCGUGCUGGUCUUCGUGGUGGCGGCGCAGCGCGUCUGGGGCGACGAGAACAAGGACUUUGUCUGCAACACCCGCCAGCCGGGCUGCAGCAACGUGUGCUACGACCACUUCUUCCCCAUCUCCCACAUCCGCCUGUGGGCGCUGCAGCUCAUCUUCGUCACCUGCCCCUCGCUCAUGGUGACGGCGCACGUCAAGUACCGCGAGGAGCGGGACAAGAAGUACAUCACCACGCACACCGACGGCUCGCACCUGUACGCCAACCCGGGCAAGAAGCGCGGCGGCCUGUGGUGGACCUACAUGCUCAGCCUGAUCCUCAAGGCGGGCUUGGACGCCGGCUUCCUCUACAUCCUGCACCACGUGUAUGACAGCUACGACAUGCCGCGGCUGGUCAAGUGCGCCAACCUGGAGCCGUGUCCCAACGUGGUGGACUGCUACAUCUCCCGGCCCACGGAGAAGCGCAUCUUCACCCUCUUCAUGGUGGUCUCCUCGGCCGUCUGCAUCUUCAUGUGCAUCUGCGAGAUGGUCUACCUGAUCUUCAAGAGGAUCGUGAAGCUCUUCCGGGUGCGGCACGCCGACGACAGGAGGCACUUCGCCCAGACGCACGAGCUGGCCGAGCUGGCGCCGCCGCGGUCGCAGUACCGCCGGGUGGACCCCACGCUGGCCAGCACCCAGAACCUCACCAAGGAGAAGGCAGACCGGAUGGCCACCUCCAAGGUUUAGGACUCGGGCCUCGGUCGGCCAAAAGACUUCUUUACAUUGCAUUAUGCAUAGCAGAUUUUACCCAAAGUGACUUAGGCUGGCCACUUCUAAGGCCUAGGCCUCAGUCGACCAAAACAUCGAAGACUUCUUUACAAGAUAUUACAUUACAUAUUACAGCAGAUUCUUUCAUGCAAAGUGACUUAAAGUUUUUGUUUGUUUGUCAAAGUGACUUAGUUACUUAGGUACAGGGUAUUGGGUACAGUUCCUGGAGCAAUAUGGGGAUAGAGGCCUUGCUCAAGGGCACUUCAGUUAUGGAGGCGGAGGACGCUUACCACAUUCUUACAACUUGUUUGGGAUUGAAACCUACCAAGACCAAGACCAACUCUCUAGUCUGUAUAGGCUAGGGCUACCACCAGCCCCCCACUCACACACACACCAUGCACUGACUUAUUUAACUGGUGGAAGGCUGGAGUCUAUGGACUUGACAAGGCUUUGCAGACAUGCACUUCACACCUCUUGUGUUUACAUGUUUCACACAAGCCUUAAUUUAAGAUUGUGUAAUUUCCCACUCAAUUUUGUGGAAAUGAAAUCCAAUUCCCAUUUGAA
This is a messenger RNA of Engraulis encrasicolus (European anchovy), 1554 nucleotides long. RefSeq names its product gap junction protein beta 9a (gene gjb9a). The coding region runs from base 157 to 969 and encodes 270 amino acids. Gene Ontology annotation, biological process: cell-cell signaling. Gene Ontology annotation, cellular component: connexin complex. The record is from RefSeq and is a predicted model, not a curated record. Gene Ontology annotation, molecular function: gap junction channel activity. The transcript has 2 exons. Lineage: Eukaryota; Metazoa; Chordata; Actinopteri; Clupeiformes; Engraulidae.